Molecule: messenger RNA, 5540 nt
Organism: Cuculus canorus (common cuckoo)
Lineage: Eukaryota; Metazoa; Chordata; Aves; Cuculiformes; Cuculidae
Gene: PIBF1
Product: progesterone immunomodulatory binding factor 1
Exons: 17
Coding region: 196-2256 (686 amino acids)
Biological process (GO): cilium assembly
Cellular component (GO): centriolar satellite
Source: RefSeq, a predicted model, not a curated record
GCGGAGGCUCCGCCCCCGCGCCCUGCCGCGCGCGCGCGCGCCCGCCGGGUCGCUGUGGUGAUGGCGCCGCGCGGCCCCGCCCCGGCAGAAGGCGGGAGGGAGCGCGCGCGCCAGCGUGGCCGCCGGGCCAGUUGAUUCUUCAGAGGGCUGAUCUCAAAGUGUAACUUCAAGAAGCUUUACGAAUAGUGUAAGAAAAUGUCACAUAAAAGCUCUAAAGAAGUCAAGAAAAUAAACGUUUCUAGCUCUUUGGAGUCUGAAGAUAUUAGCUUAGAAACCACAGUACCAACUGAUGAUGUUUCUUCCUCUGAAGAAAGAGAGGGUACUGUUAAAAUCACUAAGCAGCUGAUUGAACGGAAGGAGUUGCUACAUAAUCUUCAGCUGCUUAAAAUAGAACUAUCCCAGAAAAACUUGAUGAUUGACAACUUGAAAGUAGAGUAUUUGACCAAGAUUGAAGAGCUAGAAGAGAAGCUUAAUGAUGCAGUCCAUCAAAAGCAGCUAUUGUCUUUACGGCUGGAUAGUCAGCUGACAUUACAGCAAGAAGAUGCUAGAAAACAUCAGGCUCUAAUGAAACAAGAAAUGGAAACUAUUUUACUGAGACAGAAACAACUGGAGGAAACGAAUCAUCAGUUAAGGGAGAGGGCUGGAGAUAUCCGUCGUAGCUUACGAGAUUUGGAAUUAACAGAUGAUUGCUAUGAGAAGCUAAAGUCUCUUCCUGAAGAUCAGCUUUCUAUCCCUGAAUAUGUUUCUAUCCGAUUCUAUGAAGUAGUCCAUUCCUUAAGAAAAGACCUAAGCGAUCUACAGAUGAAAAAGGAGAGCUUAACAGAAGAACUGAGUGGGUGCAAAUCCCAGCUGAAGUGUCUGACAGAGAGCUAUGAGGACGAGAGGAGGAAUCGAUCAGAGCUUGAGGUUAGAUGCCAGCGUUUAACACUGGAACUGGCUGAUACCAAGCAGAUGAUUCAGCAAGGUGAUUACAGACGAGAGAACUAUGAUAAAGUAAAAUGUGAACGGGAUGCAUUUGAACAUGACCUGUCAGAACUCAGAAGAAAAUAUGAAAUAUUAGACGUCUCACACAAAGCACAAGCUAAAGAAAGAAACGACUUAUCAAAAGAGUUGGCAACUAUACAACAGUCCCUCAACUUGUUGCAAAAAGAUAAAGAUUAUCUUAAUCGCCAGAACAUGGAGCUUAGUGUUCGCUGUGCACAUGAAGAUGAUCGCCUUGAAAGACUUCAGAUUCAGCUAGAGGAUGCCAAAAAAGCUAGGGAAGAAAUGUAUGAAAAAUAUGUUGCAUCCAGAGACCACUAUAAAUCCGAAUAUGAAAAGAGACUGCAUGAAGAGUUGGAGCAGCUAAGGUUGAAAACAAAUCAAGAAAUUGAGCAACUAAGAAGCACUUCAAAAGAGAUGUAUGAACGUGAAAACAGAAAUUUGAGAGAAGCAAGAGAUAAUGCUGUCGCUGAAAAAGAGAGAGCAGUUAUUGCUGAAAAGGAUGCUUUAAGAAAAUAUGAUCAACUCUUAGAACAAUAUCGACAAAUGCAGCUUGGCACAGAAAGCAAAGUAGCUGAACUUCUUCACCAAAGUAAGUUGAAGUCCUUUGAAAGUGAACACGUUCAACUCCUGCAACAAGAAACAGCUAAGAAUCUUUCACAGUGCCAAAUGGAAUGUGAGAAAUAUCAGAGAAAGUUGGAGGUGCUUACUAAGGAAUUUUAUAGUCUUCAGUCUUCUAGUGAAACACGUGUUAUUGAACUUCAAACACAGAAUUCUGAGUUACAAGCAAGGCUAAAUACUUACGAAAAACUUGAAAAAGAGCUUGAUGAGAUUAUAUUGCAGACAGCAGAAAUGGAAAAUGAAGUUGAAGCUGAAAGGGUUCUCUUCUCAUAUGGGUAUGGUGCUAAUGUACCUACAACAGCCAAAAGACGACUAAAGCAAAGUGUUCAUUUGGCAAGGAGGUUGCUGCAGCUAGAAAAGCAAAACUCAUUGCUUGUAAAAGAUCUGGAACAUCAGAAGGAACAAGUAACACAGAUUUCACAAGAGCUUGAUAGAGCAAAUUCUUUAUUGAGUCAAGUGCAACAGCCAUACAAAUACCUCAUUGAGACUGUGCAGCAGAGAGAUUCUCAAAUAAGUCUACAGAAAGAACGUAUUGCACAACUUGAAAAAGAUAUCAGUCUUUUAAAUAAAGAAAAGACAGCUUUGCUGCGUGUCAAGAAUCAAAUGGCAGCAGAUUUGGAGAGACUUCUAAAUCACCGUGAGAAACACAGGUGAUCGUAUCUCUCAGUUGCUAAAUUCUCUCUGAUGGCUCCGUUUCACAGAAUCACAGAGUGAUCGGGAUUGGAAGGGACCCCUGGAGAUCAUCCAGUCCAAUCCCCCCGCUAAAGCAGGGUCACCUUGCUUUCUUUUCUUAUGUGUACAACAGACGCACCUUGCAAAGUGUUUAGCAUUUUCAGGCAUUUAACGAAUAUUCAGCUAAAGGUCAUGAAAUCUAUACACAUGUAAUCUGCAGGCCUCCAUGUGCCACACUUUGCCUCAAGAUCUCCCCCUGUUUCCAGGUCAUUAAGACCAAAAGUCUCAAAUGUAUUGCGCAGUUCAUUUCCAGUACACACAUCUGAGUGUCUCUCCAACUCCAGAAAAGGAUGUAGGGAGGGGAAACAGGAUGAUAGUCUCACAGGCUUCAUCCAGACAAGAGUCAAGGUACUUGUUUAUGCACUUACCUGAGUUUCAUCUAAGCCAAGGAGUCAAGAGUGCUGCUGGAAUACACUGUUAGAUCUAAAAGUAUGCAAAAUCUUGCCAUUUAGAUACAAAUGCUCUAUAUGGGAAAUCCUGAAAGGCUUCCGUCAAGGCUUCUCUCUAAACAAUCUUAAGGGACUUAACAUGUCAUGAAGUAUGAGAGAAAAUCUGUCUGCAGAUUAGAGGUCUGAAACAAAGAACAGAAUUAAAUUAAGUUUACCAAAGGAGUCCCAUACACAAAUGAUCUGAAAAAGGGUGGAUUUUAAUAUGGAAAGUUACAGAAUACUGAAGAUAUAAAACCAAAAGCUGACCAUGAGCAGGUUUUAAAUGAUCUCCCAGAGUUGCUGAACGGCAAUAGGACCUAAAUAGCCAGUUACCUGUUCAGAAAGAUCAUCAUAGAGUCAUUUUAUCGGUAGUUCUCUGAAAAUACCCUUUCAAUUCUCUGACUUGGAAGAGAGAAGAUGGGGAGGUUGCUUUCAAGGAAUGUACAAAUGCCCUAAAUGCCCUGAGAGUGCAUUAUCACUCAUCCUAAUACCGUUAUUUUCAUAGGAAACUGACUAUCCAUGCACCUCUCUGACUCCACCUCCAAAGCUCUUCUCCUCCAUUUCCUUUCCCUGCUGUUCCUCCAAAUACCCUUCUUAGAUCAAUAAACCAAAGCCCAUGAAUUGGUCAUGAAUUUGUCCAAACCAAAUGAAAAUUAUUUUACUGACAGCUGAGUCUAAGUAGGACCCGACUUUAAUGAAAAUUGUACUAAUUCUGCUUCCUUGGUGCAGAUCCCAAAUAUGAAAGUCACCUUAAAAGUAAAAAGACAACAAGUUCUUAAGUUGUUAACUUUCUAUGCUGAAUUCUUUCUAUGCUGAAUUCUUUCUAUGCAUGUUUCCCUGAUGCAAUUUCCUCCUAACACAGUGUCUGCAUUUAACCCCUGAAACUGAUUGUAGCACUUGUGAAGUUCCAUGCUUAGAGAUGAAAAUAGUCUAAUCACAGAAGAGAGUAAUUGAACAUGCUUCCCAAAACUGCAGGUGUCAUUGACCUGGCGGGAUAAUCUGGAGGUGCAUCAGAAGUGAUCAUUCAAUAGCUCUUAUUUCUGGUUUCUGUAUCUACAUCCUAUAUUUAAAUUUCAAAUUCAAGCCUGAGAUGAAGGCAAAUGUUCAGUUUGUUUUAUAUUGGGGGUUUAUUCUUCUUUCAGGUGCUAGUGAAUUUCUUUGUUUAUAUGGAGCCCACUGGUCUCUGUUAAUAUAACAGAAAAUAUUUAAAGUAUUUCUAGGUAGUUUAUAAGCCUUAUCAUUAUGUUAAUCUAUUAUCCUAUCAUUAUAUUAGCGAUAUGAAAAAUACGCUGAGGCAACAUGACUUAAUUGUACAAACAUGCAGUGAAUUUUCUGGAUUUCCAAAAUGAUAGGCCCUUGGCAAGCUAAUUUCAAAUUAAUGUCUUUCAAAAUUUCCUGUUCCUACUCCUCCUCUCAUGAGUAGUGCUGCUACCAAGUAGUUCUGCUCUCAAAGUGGUUAUGCCUUGGGUGCCUGGUUUUAGUAGUGUUGUAUCAACCGAUGUGCAUUGCAGCUAACUAAAAUCAGUGGGAAGUGAUAUUAAAUAAAGGUAAAAUUUAAAUUUUUGUAGGAAAAUAUAAAAUUUCUGCCUUAAAACUAUGCGACAUUGUUUACAUCCCCAGAGGUUUGCUUCUUCGAUUCACUUCGUCACUUAAAAUUUGCAAACUAUGCAAGCCAGGCUAAGUGAGGCAGCCUUUACAAAAAAAAGGAAGCAAAUACUUGAGUCUGAAGCAGACUUCGUCUUGAAUGUUCCUCAUACCCUGGAUGUUAAGAAAUUGAGCAACUAUUUCCAAAAUUGUUACUAUUUUGUCAUGUUUCUUUUUAUACCUGUUAAAAAUAGGCCAUAUCAGUCAUGUUGUUUUAUCCGACAGUGAUAAUGUUUUUUCAAAUCGCCUAGGCAGGAAAGGAUGUAAAUACUGAAAAAGAAACAUUAGAAUGCAUGAUUGGGGGGAAGAAAAUUACGAAAUGCCAGUACAGAACUCAGAAAAACCCUAAGAAAUACAAAAAUGAGCUAAUGUUGUUUUAGGAAAGUGUGUGAAAGUAACAAGUAGCUUUUUUGUAUUUGUUUAUAUGUUAAACUUAUAUCAUUUCUGUUUGUUGCUACUGCAGCCUUUUAUUUUUCACUUUUAAUCCUGACGUCUUUGAGUAGUUUUGAAGUUAUGAAUUCCUCUAAAAGGCAAUUAUCUCAUAUAUAGCAAUCUUUGUACAGGAUAUGACAAUUAUUUUACAGUGAGUUAAUCUACAACUAGGUUUUUUUUGCCAUCUUAAUAAAAAGUUAAAUAUACAGUCACAUCACAAUUUCACAGUAAUAGUUAUCCAUGCUAAUAGAAAAGAACAAUCCACAUUUUCUAAUCUUGGGUUAGUAAAGACUUAACUCCAUUUAGUCAAGGUGUGUGUUUUUAAAUAAAAGCAAUGUGCAGUCUGUAAAUACAGAUUCAUGCAAUUUGAAAAAAUAUAAAUUAUGGGUUUACGUGUUCUGUACAUGCAGUCGUGUAAUAUGAUUACUAUCAGUCUCGUUUAGUCAUUGCACAUACUAAACUGUCAUGUCUUGUUUGGAAUUACCUUGUUGCCCUCAUGUUUGCAAGUAAAAGCAUUAGAAUUCUUGAAUAGAUAAACCCAAGAUAUUCAUAGUUAACAUACCUAAACUUCAUUUUAUGUGAAAAGUACAAGCAAAAUGCCAAAACAAUGUUGAUGCUGUCUACAGGGACAUGUUUCAAUAAGUAUACAGUUUUGACUUAAGGUAUUCCAGCCUGUGUGGUCUCAGACUGCAUUAACUCUUU